This is a messenger RNA of Triplophysa dalaica, 553 nucleotides long. Its product is annotated as E3 ubiquitin-protein ligase RBBP6-like. Gene Ontology annotation, cellular component: nucleus. Gene Ontology annotation, biological process: protein ubiquitination; ubiquitin-dependent protein catabolic process; mRNA processing. The record is from RefSeq and is a predicted model, not a curated record. Gene Ontology annotation, molecular function: ubiquitin protein ligase activity; zinc ion binding. The transcript is spliced from 3 exons. NCBI's taxonomy places the organism in Eukaryota, Metazoa, Chordata, Actinopteri, Cypriniformes, Nemacheilidae. The coding region runs from base 227 to 538 and encodes 103 amino acids.
UUUGUUUAGUGUUGCUAAUCGCGGUUCCUGAGAGCACAUUUCUACAUCCUCGUUGUUGUCAAGUUUUUCAACUUUUGAAGUUCAUAUUUGUGUUGAUUAUAUAUAUUAUAUUUGUGGUUAAUUACUUGCUGUUAUUUCUGUUAAUUUCUUCUGCAUUUCUGCAAUUUAUUGCAUUCAUUGAUCUGUUGUUAUUGUUGCAGGGGCAUCAGAACGCAGCCGAGUCAACAUGCCGUGUGUUCAUUAUAAGUUUUUCAGUAAACUAACACACGACACGGUGAUCUUUGAUGGCCUUCACAUCACUCUCGGAGAUUUGAAACGCCAAAUCAUGAGACGAGAGAAACUGAAGCGCUGCGAUCUGAGCAUCAAAAACGACCAAACCAAUGAAGAAUACACUGAUGAUGCGGACAUCAUCCCCAGUUACACCAUGGUGACCGUCAGACGAAUCCCUGGAACUGGACUAAAAUCCACAUAUAACAGACAUGCCAAUAACUGUUCUAAACCAUCCAGUGGAUCUUCAAAAGCAGUAUGUAAACAAUAGUGUUGACUCGGUUGU